AUGAAGCAGGUCUUUGGCGCAAACCAGCAACGUUCCGCCGCUGUCCCCAUCGGCGCAGGAGUAGCCCUCCUCGGCGCCGGCAUCUACUACAAGUCCAGGAGCAAACCCCAGGUCAGCGAGGAGCAGGCGCGCAGGGACCGAGCCCAGGCCAAGAAGGACGAGGGCCUCUCGGGCGCGGGCGUCGGGGGCAACGCUGUAACCGGCGGCCACGAGCUGAGCCAUGUCAACCCCCAGAGGAGUGAAGGGUCUACCGCGCCCCUGGAGAAGCUUCCCAGCGGGGGAGUAGGCGGGGGCGUCGGCGCCGGAAGUGCAAACGUCCGCUCCAUCGAGAUGACGGCCAAGCAGCGCGGGGGCACGUCGCCGAGCGGUGCAUCCGGCAGUACCAUCCUGGGCAGCAUAUUUGGCACGGGGUCCACUGCAGAGUCGGGCACCAGGGACGAGACUAAGGACACGCGCGUGGCGAGCAACUAUGAUGGCACGCCCACGAGGAGGAACGCGACGCACCACGAUCAGCACCAGCCUCGAGUGCCCAAGUCCGGCAACGCCGCCGGCAGUCAGGGGCACGACGACGGUGGUCAAGACGGCGGAAGCGGCCAGAGCUUGUCGCAGGCUUUGCAGGGAGUCGUGGGCCAAGGAGGGAAGAGAGCUACUGAGCCGGAUGAUCAGAACGCUGACUUUCGCAACACCAAGAUUGCGAGCAACCACGCUGAGACGCCGACCAAGAGGGCAGCCUAG
Fusarium keratoplasticum is the source of this 735-nucleotide messenger RNA. RefSeq lists its product as uncharacterized. NCBI's taxonomy places the organism in Eukaryota, Fungi, Ascomycota, Sordariomycetes, Hypocreales, Nectriaceae. The record is from RefSeq and is a predicted model, not a curated record. The transcript has a single exon. Bases 1 to 735 code for a protein of 244 amino acids.